Molecule: messenger RNA, 1233 nt
Organism: Aedes aegypti (yellow fever mosquito)
Lineage: Eukaryota; Metazoa; Arthropoda; Insecta; Diptera; Culicidae
Product: THUMP domain-containing protein 1 homolog
Exons: 1
Coding region: 142-1158 (338 amino acids)
Biological process (GO): tRNA modification
Molecular function (GO): RNA binding
Source: RefSeq, a predicted model, not a curated record
UAACGUCAGCAUGGCGUACUCGUCUUGUAAACAAAUCGCGAUCGGUUCGACUUCGGCUUCUCAACGUGCGGCGCGAUUUUGAAUAAAACAGUAACCGUUUCUAUUGUUCUCUCAGUCCAGUCAGUACCUACUCCUCCUCAGAUGUCGACCGCAGCGAAGCGUCCCAAGAUGGACAAAAAGGGGAAAUCGGACAAGCGAAAUUACUAUGCCAAAGCGUUUGCCGGCGGAGCCAAGAAGUUCCUGGAACCGGGGCAGUGUGGAUUUAUGGUGACGUGCAACUUCCGCGAAAAAGACUGCAUUCAGGAGAGCUACCGGCUGCUGAACGAAUGCGCUGACGAGUUGUACGGUAAAGUGGAAGAUACCCAGGAAAAGACUCCCGCCGAUCAGAACGAGGACGAAGAGGAGGAAGUUGACAUCUCAGUUCAGGUACAAAAUCAGGCAGAGGCAGCCAAGAAGCAGCGACCUCAGUUCCGGUUCCAGUCGGUCGAAACCGGAGCGAAGAACUGUUGCUUCAUCACAACGACCCUGAAGGAACCCAAGGAGAUUGCGUUGAAAAUCCUCCGCGAACUAAACGAAACCAAGAAGCGCAAAAGCCGAAACAUUCUGCGGCUAAUGCCGAUCGAAGUGGUCACCAGGGCCAAUCUGAAGGACAUCAUCGAUGCAGCGGGCGCCCUAUUCGACAAGUACUUCCUGAAGGAACCGAAGAAGUUUGCCAUCAUGUUCAACAGGCGUUUCAACAACAAUGUCGACCGGAGCGAAGUCAUCGACCAGCUGGCCGGUCUGAUUACUUCGAAGAACAUUCACAACAAGGCCAAUCUGAAGAAUCCGGAUCUGGCCAUCAUUGUGGAAGUCAUCAAAGGACUGUGUCUGAUUAGUGUCGUGCCGGACUACUUCCAGCUGAGGAAGUACAAUAUGGUGGAGAUUUGUGCCCAAAGGGAUGAAGGUGAUAAGGAAAAGUCGGAGGACAAGGAGGUCGAGAAGGCAGAAGAUAAGACGGAUGCGACAACAGAGAAUUCAGAGGGCGAUAAAGUGAAGACGACAGAAGAUGCCGAAAUGACCGAAGACUCGACAGCAGAUGUCAAGACAGACGAGAAGCUGAAGGAAGAUAAGCCAGAGGACACUCCGGCGUCAGAUGCGGUAGAAUCUACCGCGGAAUAAUACACUAUUAUACGUUGAAUUAUCGGUUUUAUAUUCAGGAAUAAUAAAAUAAUAAAUCAAAAUUUCUUUCUUCAA